Molecule: messenger RNA, 2383 nt
Organism: Alligator mississippiensis (American alligator)
Lineage: Eukaryota; Metazoa; Chordata; Crocodylia; Alligatoridae
Product: programmed cell death 1 ligand 1
Exons: 7
Coding region: 527-1405 (292 amino acids)
Biological process (GO): cellular response to lipopolysaccharide; T cell costimulation; immune response
Cellular component (GO): external side of plasma membrane
Source: RefSeq, a predicted model, not a curated record
CUGCAGCUAGCAAGGCUAGACUGGCUUGCCGCCCCAGGCCUAUGUAUUCCCAGGGCUCUGCCCCCUUCCCGUCAGGUGACUGCUUGGGCUGGGUACAGGUGCUUGCUAAUUGUCUCAUUUGCUUGUUGCCCAGGCAGCCUGCAGCUGGUGCAUCCUGCCUAGCCUGCAGAACUCCCUGCUUAGGCUGCUUCUUCUCUUAAAGAAACAGAGCCCCCAGGCUCUGUUAUAGACUGCUUAGAUUGUCUCUGCCUAGCCUAUAUAUCAGGCAUCCUUUCUUUAUAGGCUCCAGCUUCCUUGAUUUCUCUUGAUCCUUAGCACUUUCCUCCUGGAGCCCUGAAUCUAGCUACCAAGUGUGAGAGGAAACAAGGAGUUUGAUUCCAAGGAAUCCAAGCCUUUGACUGCACAAUGCUUUUGAAGCCCAGACAUGUAUUAUCCCCAUCAUAAUGGGGUUGCUUAAAUAUCUUCUUAAUCUGGACCUACAAUUAGAGUGCCAAAUGUAAAACAAGUUAAUGGUUCUUCUUACAAGAUGGAAAGUAAAUUGUUUUUGUGUGUAUUGGUGUCCUGUUGGCAUUUCCUAAAUGCUUUGUUCAGAGUCGAAGUUCCCCAGACACUGUACGUUGUAGACUACGGGAAUAAUGUAACCAUGGAAUGCAGGUUUCCAGUGAAUGACCACUUAGAGCUUAAAGAUUUAAGUAUCAUUUGGGAGAAACAAGAACAAAACACAAAAGAGGUUUACAAACUUCAUAAAGGGAACGAAGACUUUACAACCCAACACAGUGACUUCAGUGGAAGAAUAAAACUAUUUCAAGAGAAACUGAAAUUGGGACAGUCUUUGCUUCAGAUUAGCAAUGUAAUGUUCACUGAUGCAGGCAAUUACCUCUGUCUCAUUGGCUAUAGAGGAGCUGAUUACAAAAAGAUCACCUUGAAAGUAAGGGCUCCUUAUAGAAACAUAACCACAAGAACUGUACCUAUCCAAAGUAGCAGAGUACACAAAGAAAACGUGCUAACAUGCAAGUCAGAAGGAUAUCCAAAGGCAGAAGUCAUCUGGCAGAAUGGAGACUACCAUGAUUUGAGUAACAAGGCAAAUACAAGUUAUGAGACUGGAACUAACCAACUGUACCAUGUGACAAGCACCCUUACAAUUGACAUAAGGAUUAAUGAGACUUUUCGCUGCAUAUUUUGGAAUAAACAGCUUCAAGAAAACACAUCUGCUGUUUUUAUCAUAUCCGGUUAUGAUGAAGAUAACAGCAGACACCAUGGACUAAUAGGUGUGGCAGCAUUUUUCCUUGUAUUAUUGCUGUUAUGUUUAUUCGGGAUUAAAAAAGCCAGAGAAUAUAAGUACAGUAGGACGUGUACAAAAAACUCAUUACCGGAUGUGACAGAUGUACGAAUUGAAGAGACUUAGCUUGUAUUAGCAGGAGAAGGUUUUUCUAACUACACCAUUUUUAUUUUAAAUCCUGGGUCUGAUCCCUAUAUCAUUUAUGCCAAUGUAAAUCAGGAAAAACAUAAAUGCUAUUACUGGACCUACGUUUUGCAUCAUGGCAUCAGAGUCAGGCCUUCUAAUAUAUAUGUUUGUAUUUAUUUAAGUGUCAAGAUGUCUGCUUUGUCAAUGAUGCACUUUCAGGAACGUUAUUUAUCUUUCUUUUUUUUUUAAUAGUUUAAAAUUAAAAGCACUUUAAAUUCUUGACCCUAGUUAAUUUCAUACUCAUUUUUUAAAUAUUCUGUUUUGUGAGCUCAAGUUUUUCUCUGAGCUUAGAAUUUCUUGCUGAGACCACACCUCUUUCCAACUUCCAUGGAUAAAGCUGCCAUCACUUUGCUCCACACUAAGGAUUUGGAUGGAAUGAGACUGAAUGCCAUGCAUGCAGGCCAAUUUCUUUUGUACCUGGAUUUCAAGAUAUGGACAAUGUGUAGUUAAGGCUGAAAAAUGCUUCUAAACUCUUUUGUAACAACAGGGUUCCUCCUGGUUUGGGAAUCAGCAGAUAUUACCCACAGGGCACUUAAUUUUUUGUACUUCGAGGAAGACUUUACUGGGGCUUAUUGUUCCUGGGAAUGAAGUUUGCACUACUGGCUGCCUGCUGGUCACUAUUCUGAUCCACUGCCUGCUGAUAAUAUAGAACUUUGGAUCUUCCUGAAGAACAGCUCAUGAAGUGGACAAUCUUUUUCUUUCUUAGAGAGAGUUGUAAUGCAACACGUUAUGUGAAGCAAAAGGGACAUUUGUGAAAUCAUUCAGUAGGUACUCUAGCACUGAUUUCUGGAUUCCAUUCAUUAAGCUAUUAUAUUUAAUUGUAUUUUGCUAGCUGCCUAGCUGUCUCUGGAUGCCCUUGUGUCAUAAAUAAGAAUUAUUUAUUACAAUAAAAUUCACAAUUAUAUUUUUUUAAUAAAA